UCAAACACUUUCUGGAGGCAGGGAAGUGAGGCAACUGACCGCGCCCGCGCGCGCAUUCGAAUGAUUCAAAAUCCCUUUAUCACUGCUACCCAAAUCGAUUCUACUCUAUCCCUCUUCAUGCAAAAAUGCAAAACCCUAAGCCACCUCAAACAAAUCCAUGCCCAUCUCCUCAAACUCUAUCUCCCCGAGAGCCCUUCCUCCAUCGCCCCGCUUCUAUCCUUUGCCGUCUCCUCCAAGAACCCAGCUUUCUUCUCGUAUGCGCGCGCCAUUUUUCAGAAUCUUCAAUUCCGAAGCACGUUCAUGUACAAUACCAUGAUCAGAGGAUACGUGCAAUCGCAUUUGCCGGUGCCCGCAAUUCUUUGUUACAAAGAAAUGCUCAGUUAUAAGCUUAUUGUGAAUAAUUAUACGUUUACACCCCUGAUCAAGGCCUGUUCUAUGGUCUUGGAUGAUUCUAAGGAAAUGGGUUUUUCGGUACAUGCCCAUAUAUUUAAACUUGGGUUUCAGCAAGAUCGUUUUAUUGCCAGUGCGUUGAUUGAGUUUUACUCGUUGGCUCUUGAUAUGAGGAAGGCCGGUAUGCUGUUCGAUGAAAUUCCUGAGAGAGAUGUGGUGAUGUGGACGACCAUGAUUGAUGGGUAUGGGAAAACUGGGGAGGUGAAUAAAGCCAGAGCACUGUUUGAGGAAAUGCCUGACAGAAAUGUGAUUUCUUGGAGCACAAUACUGGCGGCUUAUUCCCGGGUUAGUGAUUUCAAGGAAGUUAUGGUGUUAUAUAGGCAAAUGGAAGAGGUUGGUAUGAGGCCUAACGAGUCGGUGCUUGUGACUGCGGUCACAGCUUGUGCUCAUCUCGGCUCACUAGAGCAAGGCUUAUGGAUUCACUCGUUGGCCAAGCGGUAUGGAUAUGAUUCGAACCUCAUUUUAGCCACUGCAUUAGUGGAUAUGUACUCAAAGUGUGGUAGAAUGGACUUUGCUUUAUCUGUUUUCGAGGGGAUUUCCUGUAAAGAUACUGGAUCAUGGAAUGCUAUUCUAUCAGGAUUUGCAAUGAAUGGAGAUGCAGUGAAAUCCCUUCAUAUGUUUGAUAAAAUGAUGUCAACCGGGGCACGGCCAAAUGAGACCACAUUCACCUCCCUUCUCUCUGCCUGCACUCAUGCAAAGUUAAUAGACGAUGGCCUUCUGUUAUUUGAUAAGAUGAGUAGUGUUUAUGGAGUGAAACCAAGAUUUGAGCAUCACGCAUGCGUGGUAGACCUCCUAGCAAGAGCUGGUAACUUAGAGGAAGCCGAGAAAUUCAUUGAUGAGAAGAUGGGUGGAAUAGAAAAAUGCGAUCCCAAUGUUUGGGGCGCAUUGCUGAGCGCGUGCAGGGUAUAUGGCAAUGUUGAAAUUGGGAACAGGUUAUGGAGAAAACUUUGUAAUACAAGGGCAGCUAACUAUGGGACUCAUAUGCUUUCAUACAUAAUGUACAAGGAAGCUGGGUGGGAUGCAGAAGCUAAAAGUGUGAGACAAUUGUUAGAAGAUGCAGGAAUGAAGAAGAAACCAGGAUGCAGUUCCAUAGAGGUUAAUGGGUGUUGGGUAGAGGCCGGCAAAAGUUCAAGUCCAACAUUAGGUGUCUAGGGGAUCCUUAGGCGGAUGCCAGAAUGGUCAAGUCUAGCACUAUGCCUUUAAAAAAUGUGGCGGUAUAAGAAGACAAUAAAGUUACGCCUUCACUAGAGUCAGGUGCAAUGCUAGGGAAACGUGCAGCAUUCUUGAAUCUCUAGCAAUGUAAUGUAUCUCAAUAAAGAAAUUUCAGAAUUUAUGUUUACUCUUUGGUGUAUUUAUUA
Messenger RNA from Ipomoea nil (Japanese morning glory), 1808 nucleotides. RefSeq names its product pentatricopeptide repeat-containing protein At5g66520-like. The transcript has a single exon. Gene Ontology annotation, molecular function: protein binding; RNA binding. The record is from RefSeq and is a predicted model, not a curated record. Bases 61 to 1602 code for a protein of 513 amino acids. NCBI's taxonomy places the organism in Eukaryota, Viridiplantae, Streptophyta, Magnoliopsida, Solanales, Convolvulaceae. Gene Ontology annotation, biological process: RNA modification.